Drosophila obscura is the source of this 619-nucleotide messenger RNA. RefSeq names its product dynein light chain 4, axonemal. Gene Ontology annotation, cellular component: dynein complex. Gene Ontology annotation, biological process: microtubule-based process. The record is from RefSeq and is a predicted model, not a curated record. Gene Ontology annotation, molecular function: dynein intermediate chain binding; dynein light intermediate chain binding. Lineage: Eukaryota; Metazoa; Arthropoda; Insecta; Diptera; Drosophilidae. Bases 184 to 501 code for a protein of 105 amino acids. The transcript is spliced from 3 exons.
AAACAUUCACCUGACAGAAGUAGACACAUAUACAUGUAGCGCUGCGCUCCAUUCACCUUGAGUCGUGUGUCACAUGUAAAUCGGAAUUUAACUCAAUUUUUGUAACAUUAGUUCGUUCUGUCCCUGUGAUUGUGAGGAGUCUUGCGUGGUUCGUUCAGUCGCCAGUUUCAGUAAAUCGAAGCCAUGGCUGAUGAGGGUGAAGGCGGCAAGGAGGGUGAAAAGAAAAUCCUCCACGUCUAUCCUUUAGUAAAGCACUCGGACAUGAAUGAGGAAAUGCGACUGGAGGCCAUUGAACUGAGCAUCACUGCGUGCGAGAAAUAUUCGUCAAACUACGAGCAAGCAGCCAGGAUCAUUAAGGAGACCAUGGACAAGAAGUUCGGCAUCUAUUGGCAUGUUGUAGUUGGCGAGGGAUUCGGCUUUGAGGUAUCGUAUGAAACAGAGAACAUUCUGUACCUAUUCUUCGCCGGCAACUUGGCCAUUGUGCUGUGGAAGUGCUCUUAGAAGAGCGUUCAGCGUGUCAGCAAUCAACCGAACGUACCUAGAAACACACCAAAGAGAAGUUUAUUUUUGUAUUAACUUGAGUUUUACAUGAGCACACAUAAUAUACAAACAGCGUACA